AAGGGCAGAUUUUGUUUUUCUUCACUCAUGUGCGUUAGUGGAAAGGGAAGGGAGAGGAAAAAAAUCCAAAAUGGCCGACCUUUUGCUAGUCCCUUCCCUUAAAACGUCAGCAAUUGGAAGAGGAGGAUUAAAAAAAGUUCAUUUUGUUCUGGUGCUUCGCUCUGAGUAGGUUGUUCACGUUUUGAUCAUAGCCUGGCCGAUUCUCUUCCCUCUGGUGUUGUUUCACUAGUUAACAUCGUUUAAAGUGUUCAUUAUUCAAGUGAAAGAUUUUGCACACCACAUUGGUAGACGUUUUGCUUUCAUGGGCAACAGUUUUUUUGGUCUCUUCCGGUCCAUAUCAUCACUCCAAAAGAGGAAAAUAUUUGCCGAAUUUCUUGCUAAACAAAAAUGAAUCGAAGCGCCGAGAAAUCAUUUACCACACAACUAGAAGAGACGUUCAUACCUUUGUUUGCUGAUAAUUGGUGUCAAACGCUUAGCGAGGUCACGACAACGGAUUUCAAAUGGAACAUUCCGUUUCCGUUUCUAGGAUAUCCUCCGCCUUCUAUGAAAUCAUCCCGUUUUUCAUCAGGAGACUUUUGCUUUUGGACUCUUGAUCUUCAGCAGGCCUCAUUAAAAGACCAAGUAAAUAUUAUGCUUGAAUAUCAUCCCGGCGCAAACAACACUAUAACCGGCGGUUCCGCUCAAGUGAUCACUAGAAUUCAGAAUAAACAACGCGAUAUAUUUCCCACAAAAACGGUCGUUAUUGUGAGUGAUGGGUUGGGUUCAUUCAAUCGACAUGAGGUGUCUCGUUUUUUUAAAACAAAUUUUCCAAAAUCUGUUUUUUAUGAAGAAGAAGGCAACGUUACUAUCUACUGUACUGUAAAAAUGUGGACUUUGAAGGAAAACAAAUCGCGCACGUCUUCGUCUAAAAUUGCGUCCGAUGUUUGUCACAAUGAAUUAGUUUUGACCCAACUUGAAGAACUAUUUAAAAACAAGUCGCUAAGUGACGUUAAGUUAAUCGUCGGAGGGCGAACAUUGCACGCCCACAAGAUCAUCCUAUCAGCAAGAAGCAAAGUGUUUACUGCCAUGUUUGAGAAUGAAACAGCAGAGAAAUUGUCGAACAAGGUAGACAUCCGGGACAUCGAUCCGGACGUUUUCCAUGAAGUGCUCGGUUACAUGUACACUGGCCGGAUGUCUUCUGGAACGCUGGAGAAAAUGGCAGUCGGUGUUUUGGCGGUAGCGGAUAAGUAUUUGCUGGAUCAGUUGAAAGCUGAGUGCGAAACUCAUUUGAUAAACAGCAUGUCCGCCGACAAUUGUGCGGAGCUGCUUGCACUUUCCGCCCAGCCUCAUCCAGCGAUGCAUUUGAAAAAGUAUGCUUUUGAUUUCCUCCGGCGUUAUCCUUCCCUUGUGAUGGCGACCGAUGGAGGGAAAAAGGCGAAAGAAGAGAAACUCCUUUGGUGGUAUGAAUCCAUUGAAAUGCUGUGCAGUCAGAGGGUAUUGGAUGCCGAGCAUUAGAUGAGAAAUAACUGCACUGUUCGAAUGAAAAUAAUCUGCAAAAAAAUUAAUCUAGAAUCGGUCUGUUCCAGAAUUCUUGUUAUAAGUUGUGUUUUUUGGAUAUAGUGAAGUUACGUCUCCUAUUCAUCUCGUGGGCUGUGUCGACUGAACAAGGAAAUUGAAAUAUACAAAGCAAAGUGAGUCAA
Messenger RNA from Daphnia magna, 1679 nucleotides. RefSeq names its product speckle-type POZ protein-like. The record is from RefSeq and is a predicted model, not a curated record. Gene Ontology annotation, molecular function: ubiquitin protein ligase binding. The transcript has 2 exons. NCBI's taxonomy places the organism in Eukaryota, Metazoa, Arthropoda, Branchiopoda, Diplostraca, Daphniidae. Bases 388 to 1494 code for a protein of 368 amino acids. Gene Ontology annotation, biological process: proteasome-mediated ubiquitin-dependent protein catabolic process; regulation of proteolysis. Gene Ontology annotation, cellular component: nucleus; cytoplasm.